AUGGAUGAUUUGUGGAAUCAAGCAUGGGAUUCUUUGAUUCAAGAGGUGCAGAGGGAGGCCGACGAGGAUGCGGCGGCGGCGGCGGCGAUCCCUCGUGCGAUUCGUCAUCGUCGGACAAUCCCACGAGACCAUGUCGGAGCGGCUGAUCGGCUUAUGGCCGACUACUUCAGCGCUGACCCUCGUUACCCGGCUGAGAUUUUUCGUCGGCGUUUCAGAAUGUCGCGUCCGCUCUUUACCCAUAUAGCGACGACAUUGGCGGACCGGUUCGAGUGCUUCACGCUCCGGAGUGAUUGCACUGGCCGGAUCGGACUGUCUACUUUGCAGAAAUGCACCUCUGCAAUUAGGCAGCUUGCCUAUGCCGGCCCGGUUGAUAUGUUCGACGAAUACCUACAGAUGGGUGAGGCGACUAGUCUAAAUGUGCUCCGACAGUUUUGUAAGGGCAUUCGGGAAGUCUUUGGUCCGGAGUUCCUACGAAAGCCAACCCCUGAUGAGUGCCAGAGACUGCUAGAUAUGCACGGUGCGGUGCACAGUUUCCCAGGGAUGAUGGGCGUGCAUUGA
This is a messenger RNA of Salvia hispanica, 558 nucleotides long. The record is from RefSeq and is a predicted model, not a curated record. Lineage: Eukaryota; Viridiplantae; Streptophyta; Magnoliopsida; Lamiales; Lamiaceae.